Rosa rugosa (rugosa rose) is the source of this 1756-nucleotide messenger RNA. RefSeq lists its product as uncharacterized. Bases 438 to 1535 code for a protein of 365 amino acids. The record is from RefSeq and is a predicted model, not a curated record. Gene Ontology annotation, cellular component: SAGA complex. The transcript has 12 exons. NCBI's taxonomy places the organism in Eukaryota, Viridiplantae, Streptophyta, Magnoliopsida, Rosales, Rosaceae.
UAGCUUUGCCACGCUACCUCAAGAACUCCUCCCGGAGGAGAGAAACACACACAAAUUCAGAUACACCAAAAUCCCCCAUUCCUAUUUUCCUACCAAACCAAAAAUAAAAAAAUAAAAAAAUAAAAAAAUUCCCUCUCCUUCUCCAUUCUAGGGUUUCCCAAUUCGGCCCAAUUCGCCGUUGCCGAAGCACAUUCAGACAGCCGCUUCGGUACUCCAGGGACAUUGCUCCGGGCUCUGCGAUUCUUGCUUGAUUUGGAUGCUCCGGCUUCGUCGCGGGUUUGGUAAUUCGGGAGCGGACUUAGAUGUAGAUAUGCUUGCUGUAAACUCUCGAGGCAGAGCUGUUGUUUGCUAUAAUAUGGUAGUGCUUGUAGGAUUUGUGCAUGGACUAGUUCGGCGGCACUGGAAGUUAGUACCGUUGAGUGGUGCAACAAGUCUCGAUGGUUUGCUCGGUUGGAAGUGGGAGGAUGGCGGUGAUGGCAAGGGUUCUUGCAGGUGGGAGUGUGUCACAUAGCCUUGCAGAGGAAGCUCCUCAUCAGAAAUUCGCGGCUCAUUUGAUUUGUAGACAGUUAAUUGAGGCAAAUGAUGCAAAUUUGCUUGACGAAGAAGAUAUGCAUGUGUUUGAUUUGGAGCCGAUGGCUGAUACUUUGCUUUUGGUUUGUUGCAAUGCUUGUAAAAAACCAGUGAAGGCUAGCCAAUAUGCAGCCCAUUCAGUACUUUGCAGGUCAUUAAAUUCUACGCAGGAAACUAAUUUGGAGCUUGAUGGAAGUAUUGGGCAAAGGAAGCCUUCAAGGAAGGAGAAGAAAAAGUUAUUAACUGCAUAUGCUCACCAGUCAAUGUCAGUUAGAGAGCUACAAAGGUCUGAAUCUGCAGAUGAUGUUGCUGUGUCUCAACCUCAGUUGGAUGGGAAAAUAGGAAUGAAUUCUUCUUGUGGUAUGGGCGCAAAGGGGAACUCAGUAUCUGUAGAAACGACCUAUAUGAUGGAUGGUUCAGGAGUUACCCCUGAAAAUACCAGUUACUCAACAAGUCUGCUGCAUCCUCCAACCAAACGAUUUAAAAUGAUAGCAGGUGAGCAGCCACCACUGUCAGAUGAUCUGGGAACAACAUCUAUUGUAUCAGAACUCAAAAGUACUCAGGAAGCAUGUCAAUACUGUCCUGUUCCCCUUGCUACUAAAGUAUAUUACUCGCAAAGAAGUAAUCGGCUCCGUACAGCACUUUGUCAUCUGUACUCUGAGGCAGUGACAUCAAAUAAUGAGCUUUGCACUGUCAUGAGGGACGAACAGUCUUUGCCUUCUAUACGAACACCUGAUCAAAUUCUCGCACAAAAUUCAGAAGCUUGCUUGGAGAAAUCAAUAGGCUCCCUGCCUGCUGGUGACCUAUCAAACCAGUUUCCCAUUGAUAAUGUUCCGAGGCCUCAGGCUGCAGGUGUUGGUUUGACAAGAAGCAAACUUCUUUCAAAACCUUAUUCUUUUGCGGGUAGCUCAGGACAAUCGCUGGGAACCAUGCAACAGCGAAAUGGCAGAGUUCCUGUUGUAUAGGAGUAGUAGGAAAUUUUUAGCUUUGGGAAGGUGUUACUUAACCAAAUACGUGAGUUUAGAAGGUAGGAUUCUUUUUUGAUAUUGACUGAGAAAAUCGUUGAAAUCCUAGGCAUUAUUGUCAAUCCAUACCUAUGUUUAGAUACGAAUUGCUGUCAGAAGAUAUGUAAAUCUGAUUUUUUGUAAAUACGACUUUUAUUUGUUCCUUGCAUUUUUUGUUUACA